AUGCCCCUUGUGCAGAAGCCUGACUUACUCUCUUUAGGAUCGACUUGGCGGGUGCGCUCGUACGGGGACCUGCGAAAGCUGCUGCAACGACAGCUGGACAAGGGCAAAAUUCCGGACAUUGUGGAGUGUGUGAAGCAGGCUUCCUGCCUCAGUCAGGGAAUGAAGUACCAGUUCGCCACUGGGAACUGGGGUCAGGACAAGUCGGGGAAGCCAGUUCGAACUGGUAUUUCCCAGGGAUUGAACCGCCUGACCUUCAUGGCGACGCUGUCCCACCUCAGGCGGAUGAUCACACCUUUGGCUCGCUCAGGGAAGCUUGUCAAGCCCAGGCAGCUCCACAACACACACUGGGGUUUGGUGUGCCCUGCGGAGACGCCCGAGGGACAGGCCGUGGGCUUGGUGAAGAACAUCUCGCUGAUGUGCUGGAUUACGCUCGGGUCGGCACAGACCAUCAUCGAGGACUUCCUAGACGAAUGGGGGGUGCUGGACCUGAUGGAGUGCACUCCCGACCACAUCAAAACCUACUCCAAGGUGUUCCUGAAUGGAAUUUGGGUGGGCAUGCACAAGAACCCUGCGGAAUUGAGGAACACUCUUCAGAGCCUGCGGCGCCGAAAAGACAUCGACUCUGAGGUGUCUAUCCAGCAGGACCUGAAGAACAAUGAGAUCCGGAUUGCCUCGGAUUGCGGGAGGUGCUCACGUCCUCUGUACAUCGUGGAUUAUGAGCGGCAAAAGGUCUUGAUCAACAGCACCCAUGUCGAGAAGGUGAAGAGUGGGGAGUGGGAGUGGGGGACGCUGAUGCGUGAAGGACUGAUUGAGUACCUGGAUGCCGAAGAGGAGGAGUGCUCCAUGAUCGCGAUGUUCGUUCACGAUCUGGUCAAGACCAGGGCCUACUGCAAGACCUACACCCAUGCGGAGAUUCAUCCAGCCAUGAUCUUCGGCAUCUGUGCAUCCAUUAUUCCAUUCCCGGAUCACAACAUGAGUCCCAGGAAUGUAUUCCAAUCCGCAAUGGGCAAGCAGGCGAUUGGCGUCUUCGGCACGAAUUUCUAUGCAAGAAUGGACACGUUUGCAUGCGUGAUGUGCUAUCCGAUGAAGCCGUUUGUGGGAACGCGGUCCAUGAACUACCUGCGCUUCCGGGAGAUGCCAGCGGGUGUGAACACCAUCGUCAUGAUUAUGUGCUAUACAGGCUACAACCAGGAAGACUCCUUGAUGUUGAGCCAAUCUGCUGUGGAUCGCGGUUUCAUGAGAGCGGUCUCGUACAGAUGCUACGCUGCAGAGGAGAAGUUUGAAGGAAAGAAGCCUGUCGACCAGUUUGGCCGACCGCAGGACCUUCGGUGUUUGGGCAUCAAGAACGGUGACUACAGCAAGUUGGAUACUGAUGGCCUUGCCCGUCCUGCAACCCGGAUUCUGGGUGAUGACGUGCUGAUUGGUCGCACAUCUAUGCUUCCGCCUGACAUGAUGCGGGAGGACGAGGUGGGGCCGAAGAAGUUUGACAGAAAGGACAGCUCCAUCCUUUGCCGAACGGCCGAAAGUGGUAUCGUGGACCAGGUGAUGGUCAGCAUCAAUAAGGAUGGGUACAAGUUCACGAAGGUUCGCCUCAGAACUCUGAAAAUUCCGGAGGUCGGGGACAAGUUUGCAUCGCGGCACGGCCAGAAAGGAACGUUGGGCAUCAUGUACCGUCAGGAGGAUUUGCCCUUCACGCACUUUGGGAUCACACCUGACAUCAUCAUGAACCCACAUGCCAUCCCUUCCCGGAUGACGAUUGGCCACUUGGUCGAGCAGCUCACCGGAAAGGUUGGUGCGUUGGUCGGCUGCCAGGGGGAUGCCACGCCCUUCACUCGUGUGACCGUGAAGGAUAUCUCGGGCAGGCUACAUGACAUGGGCUACCAGCGCUUUGGGAACGAAAAGGUUUGGAAUGGACACACUGGACGCCCCCUCACCAACAAGAUCUUCGUGGGGCCUGUGUAUUACCAGCGCCUGAAGCACAUGGUGAGUGACAAAGUCCAGUCAAGAUCCCGUGGACCGGUGCAGACCCUGGUGAGACAGCCAACAGAAGGCCGUGCCAAAGAAGGCGGCCUGCGAUUUGGAGAGAUGGAACGCGAUUGCAUCAUCUCGCAUGGAGCAGCCAAAUUCCUGAAGGAACGGCUUUUCGACGUCUCCGAUGCACACAGAGUGCAUGUGUGCGACAAGUGUGGUCUGUUUGCGAUCGCACGGUUGAGUAAAGAUACGUACGAGUGCAAGCUCUGCAAGGACGCUGCAAGAGUGUCUCAGGUCUGCCUCCCGUACGCCUGCAAGCUCAUGAUCCAGGAGCUGAUGACGAUGAACAUUCUGCCGCGCCUGACCUUGGUCGUGCAGUGA
Messenger RNA from Symbiodinium natans, 2352 nucleotides. Lineage: Eukaryota; Dinophyceae; Suessiales; Symbiodiniaceae. The record is from the annotation of a GenBank genome assembly.